Messenger RNA from Thunnus maccoyii (southern bluefin tuna), 1658 nucleotides. It is a transcript of the gene napepld, whose product is annotated as N-acyl phosphatidylethanolamine phospholipase D. The record is from RefSeq and is a predicted model, not a curated record. Gene Ontology annotation, biological process: N-acylphosphatidylethanolamine metabolic process; N-acylethanolamine metabolic process. Gene Ontology annotation, cellular component: membrane-bounded organelle; cytoplasm. The coding region runs from base 323 to 1534 and encodes 403 amino acids. Gene Ontology annotation, molecular function: zinc ion binding; N-acylphosphatidylethanolamine-specific phospholipase D activity. The transcript has 10 exons. NCBI's taxonomy places the organism in Eukaryota, Metazoa, Chordata, Actinopteri, Scombriformes, Scombridae.
UGACGUCAGAGAAACAGAGCUGGUACCGACUAAUGAUCCUCACCGUCCGGCUGCGUUUAAAGAAACUUACCUCUGAACGACGUCCUAACCAGCAGCAUUCACUGUUUGUCUUUGAAGUUUUCCGUCGCCACUCAUUAAGAGACUCGUCACAGUAAUGCAAACGGUAUUGGAAAUGCACAGUGAACCGUGUAGUUACCGAUAAUGUUACCUAGCUCGCAUUAACGCAGCGUAUGGCUAACGUACACACAACAAUGUCUCCUCGCUAAGAAAACAACUGGUGCUAUUUCUGUUGCGUUCACGUUUCAGGUGUGGUGGUGAGCCUAUGGAGAAGCCAUCGUCUUCAGACAGAGCAGCGCUGGAGGAGAGAAAAGGCCUGGUGGAGGAUGGUGGAGUGCUUAGAGGGGCUGAGGGCGGAGAAGCGGAUCCUCAGGUGCCGACCCAGAGGAAGAGCAGCUCCUCUCGCUCCUCCCGCAAAAGCUUCCGCCUGGACUAUCGGCUGGAGGAGGACGUGACCAAGUCUUCUCGAGACAAACAUGGCCGCUGGAUCAACCCCUGGUCCACAUGGCGGUUCCCUUCUUACCCCACCCUGCUCAGGUUCCUGUUGCUGGACAAAAAUCACAGCAAUGUACCAACUAGUAAAGAGGCCCUAGACAGUGAGCUCCCAGUGAUGGAACCGUACUUUGUGCAGAACCCAAGCCACUGUGACUCCAGUCCAGGUCUGAGAGUCACCUGGCUGGGUCACGCCACAGUUCUGGUUGAAAUGGACGGGCUGAACAUUCUGACAGACCCGAUUUUCAGCCAGAGGGCCUCACCGUUCCAGUUCAUGGGGCCUAAAAGGUUCAGAGGGCCCCCCUGCACUGUGGAACAGCUGCCCAGGAUCGAUGCUGUCGUCAUUAGUCACUCUCAUUAUGAUCACCUGGAUGCUGGAUCUGUGGCCAGCCUUAACGAACGCUUUGGAGGGGAGCUACGCUGGUUCGUGCCCCUUGGUUUAAUGGACUGGCUGGUGAAGGUGGGCUGUGAGAACGUGAUGGAGCUGGAUUGGUGGGAGGAGAACUGUGUGCCGGGUCACGAUGAUGUCACAUUUGUCUGCACACCCUCUCAGCACUGGAGCAAACGCACCGCGCUGGAUGAUAACAAGUCUUUAUGGGGCAGCUGGUCUGUUUUAGGUCCAGAACAUCGCUUCUUCUUCGCUGGUGAUACUGGUUACUGCCCAUCUUUCCAGGAGAUUGGGCGACGCUUUGGCCCAUUCGACCUCGCAGCAAUUCCUAUUGGAGCUUACCUGCCCAGGGAUGUGAUGCAGGGGCAGCACGUAGACCCAGAGGAGGCUGUUCAGAUUCACCAAGACCUUCAGGCCAAACAGUCUGUUGCUAUUCACUGGGGAACCUUUGCCCUCGCCUAUGAGUACUACCUGGAGCCGCCGGUUCGUCUCAGAGAGGCCUUGGAACAGAAAGGACUGAAACCAGAAUCCUUCUUCACCUUGCAUCACGGGGAGUCUCGCCUUAUAGCCUCACAGGGACGAGAAGUGUUUGACUGAUACUGUCUGUGGCUGUUUUGUGAGCUGAUUUUUAGAUUUGUGUCUGUAACAAAAGUUGAGAACAUUUCGUUUGAAACGCAUACACAUAUUCAGCUUUCAAUGGAGAAAAGAAAAUGUUCUACAA